UUGACGAGCUUCAUAGUAAGCAACACUGCAGCUACACUCGGAAUUGUUUGUAAUUCUCUUUUGAUCUAUCUAGUACUGAAGAAGACUCCAAAGCAACUGAGUAACUACUCUGUGCUCAUUUUGAACAAUUCCAUCUGCGAUUUUUUCGCUUCCGUUGCUGCCCUUUUUGUUCGUCAAAGGUAUCUAUCAUAUGUUGCAGGCUCAACAUUACUGACUUGA
This is a messenger RNA of Haemonchus placei, 219 nucleotides long. NCBI's taxonomy places the organism in Eukaryota, Metazoa, Nematoda, Chromadorea, Rhabditida, Trichostrongylidae. The record is from the annotation of a GenBank genome assembly.